UUUUCUUUCGCCUUUUUUCCCUUCCCCGUCAUCCCGAGACUUUUAUCGACAUGGAAAAGACGAGCUUGAUUCGUGAAAGCUUGUAUGUGUACCGCUAUUACGUAGGACUGGUCACAGCAGCGACUAUCAUUUGCGGCCAAGUUUACCGACGUUAUUUCGCUGUGCCAAAACAGCUCAGACACAUACCGGCCAUAAGUUAUUGGAAACACAUAUAUUCCUUGGUGAAGAAAGAGCCUAUGGUACCUCGGACACAGCGACUUGUUUUUCCGCUACUUCCAAAAGCUAACGGCCUUUAUCUCAACAAAAUGCCCUUUGACUGGACAAUUUAUGUCGCAAAUCCGCUCUUGGCCAAAACUGUUUUGUUCAAGCCAGAAUACGCUACCAAGACAACGUUUCUCAUGGAUUAUUUUGCGGAGGACAGCCCGAUUAUGCAUUUUUCAGGAAAAGAUAACAUCGCUAUAGUCAAUGGUGAACAAUGGAAAGAGCAGCGAAAGAUUAUGAACCCUGCCUUUCAUCGCUCGAUGCCUGUGGGUGUAUUUGGAAGUCUGAUGCCCAGCGUAUUCGAUUUGAUUGAAAAGAUGCAAACAUCAAGCAACGCCACCGGCGCUGAGGAGGGAGUGUCAGUCAUCAAGUUGACGCGUCGUUUGACUCUUGAUGCCUUGGGAAAAGCUGCAUUCGAUUUCGAUUUUUGUGCACUCAUCGAUGAAAAUUCUGUAUGGGUCAAAACAUACAAUCAAGUAUUGGAAUCCUUUUUGGAAGUCAUCCCUACCUUUUUUCCAAAUGUAGAUCGUAUCUAUCGAUAUUUGAGUCCAAAGAGACGGGAGCGAUACAGUGCCGCGUUUAGACUGGUUGCGUUGCUAGAUGAUUUGGCGGACAAAAAGCGUCAAACUUUAGAAAGCCAAAAGUCCAAGUUGGAUGAGAUUCCUCAAAGUGAAAAAGACCUACUUACACUGAUGCUGGAAGCUGAAAUGCGUGGUGAAGGAGCAUGGACAAAAGAAGAACUACGGCAUAACAUGGCAAUUUUCUUUCUUGCAGGCCACGAUACGACAAGUAAUUCGCUAGCCUUCUGUUUGUAUUACCUUGCUGUCAAUCAAGAUAUUCAAACAAAAGCGCGGGAGGAAACUCUACAAGUUCUGGGGAAAGAGCCAAUGGAUAUUUUUCCAACAUUGGACGACUGCAAAAAGUUUUCGUAUCUCGACAUGUGUAUUAAGGAAGGAUUACGACUGCAACCGCCUGCGAACGAAAUUACUGCACGCGUUGUAUCCAAGGAUUUAGACCUGGGAGGAAUACUGAUUCCCAAGGGAAGCAUGCUGAACGUAGACAUCCAAGCACUGCACUACCGCCCAGAUCUAUGGCAUGAUCCCGAGAAAUUUAUUCCUGAACGAUUUGCUGAAGGUGGUGAACAUGAUUCCCACGAAGGAAUGACGUACGCUCCCUUUUCCGGCGGAUCAAGACAAUGCAUUGGCAUUAACUUUAGUAUGAUGGAACAGCGAGUGAUCUUAUCAAUGUUAUUGAGAAAAUACGAGUGGCAGCUCCCCGCUAACUCAAUCCAUCGAAGCGGUCUCGUAAUGGAUCAGACAUUUAAUUUGGCACCGGAAUCCCUUAAGAUAAAGUUCAAGAAGCGAUAUUAACUAGGAGGAGUGCAAUCAAGCAUUGAGCUUUGCAGUACAUGUUAAUUAUAAUUAUGUGUAUAUUAUGGAAAUAUAAAUAUGGGUAAAUAAAACAGCUUAUGGAUGUAAAG
Zychaea mexicana is the source of this 1741-nucleotide messenger RNA. RefSeq names its product cytochrome P450. The transcript has 9 exons. Bases 51 to 1631 code for a protein of 526 amino acids. The record is from RefSeq and is a predicted model, not a curated record. Gene Ontology annotation, molecular function: heme binding; iron ion binding; oxidoreductase activity, acting on paired donors, with incorporation or reduction of molecular oxygen. NCBI's taxonomy places the organism in Eukaryota, Fungi, Mucoromycota, Mucoromycetes, Mucorales, Lichtheimiaceae.